Molecule: messenger RNA, 1724 nt
Organism: Carassius auratus (goldfish)
Lineage: Eukaryota; Metazoa; Chordata; Actinopteri; Cypriniformes; Cyprinidae
Product: immunoglobulin superfamily member 3-like
Exons: 2
Coding region: 29-592 (187 amino acids)
Cellular component (GO): membrane
Source: RefSeq, a predicted model, not a curated record
UAAACUGCAUGUUCAGAAGAACAAUCGGAUGAUCAACAUUACAAACGAUCAGACUUCUUUCACCAUUGACUGUGUCAUUGACUCACAAUCCAGUGAUGCGUCUGUCUUUGAGGUCACCUGGUUCAAGGUUCAGGAAGAUGGACCACUCACCAUGUUCUCUGCCAGGCAUGACGGUACCUUACACAGUGCAAUUCCUGAUAAAAAUCUUCUGUUUGGACGACCACUUGCCACACACUAUAAACUGACUGUGCUACAGAUCAGCCCCACUGAUAUUGGGCAGUACUACUGUCAGGUUGAGGAGUGGCUUCUAACUGCUAACACCUGGAAGAAAUUGGCUUCAGAUAAAUCUGGAGAGCUCUCCAUCUAUGUUCACACUGAAGGUGAUUCUGAAAAACAGACAGACCCGUUGGGAACAGCACUGGGAGUCACCAUUCCUCUGAUUUGCUUUCUUGUUUUGGUCAUAAUAUUGUUGUUGAUAAAGGAUCACAAGAGGAAUUCUGAACUGAAGAAGAAGAAAGAGUGUCUGUGGGCUGAAAAUAACCCCCUUACUCCUCUACCUGAGGGGACUUGUGUUGCAGAGGAUCAUUCCUAGUAUUAGUGCAGUAAUACGCAAUUACAUACACAAAAUGUUGUUACUGAGGGAUAUCUAUUUUCAAAGUUAACUUACCCCUACAUUUAAUGAUAAUGUAUUUGCAUUGCUAUAAAUCCAUUUAUUAUGAGGCAAGAUAAGAAGAAUAUUUAAACCAGUGUUUUUGGUUUUGUUUCAGGGACUUGAUUUUACAUACAUACUAAACAAGAGUGUUUGUUUAUAUGAGCAUGACAGAUGUAACAGCCUUGUCUUUACAGUUUGAGCAUCUCUUGAGUUUCGAUUCGUACUCUUAACUAUUCAUUAAUCUCCUGAAAACAUAUUUCAUGUAUCGUAGGUUGCAUUUUACCUCGCUUAGUUUUGCUCUUUGUUUUUUGAGAAUGAUAUUUUUUAAUGCAACCUCUCCAUGCUAAUUUCUGCUGAGUGAAAGAAAAAAAAAAAUGUGCCAGCAGUUUGUUUGUUUGCACAGUCUUCGAAGUCAACAUAAAAACAUAAGAAACAUGUUUUCCAAUUUGUAUAUAUUUUUUUUUUACUUGGUUUUUGCAGUUGUAAUUGCAUAUUAUUAUAGAGUUCACAUUUGAAUUGUGCUGUAUACAUAACAUGGCUAUAAUAAAACUGAAGUUAUAGUUCUGAUGAUGCCAUAUUUUCAAUUGAAUGCAGUUCAGUUUAUGACAUUUACUUUUUCACUCGUUUUACUUAUUCAUGGGCAGUUCAAAAGUAACAGCAAUCACCGCACAUGCUGUGUAGACAUUUCCAUGGUAGACGGGAAGUCAAGAUGCUCUGAGCAGAUCUGUUUAGCAAUCACUAUGCAGUGGUUGUGGGGUUUUUUUUAUUUAAUUUUUUUUGCUCAAGACUGUUGGGCUGAUCUCACAAUGAAGUCAAAGAGGAAAAUGCUUUCUUUGCAAAAGCACGGCGCAUGACUGAAACCACUAAAAGACAUUUGGUUUUUAAAGCCAGUUUACUGUCACUUUUUUGCCAUGGGAACCCUGUACAGAAGAAAGCCAUGUCAUGGUUUAUGAUAAAUGUGUGUAGUUUUUAAAUGUGUUUUGUAAUCGAUUUUAGAAUCUGUUUAACCCUUUUCAGUCAAUGUACGGUACUGCACCUAAAUAAAAGCUUGUCUGAGAUGUCAGCCCCACAU